Messenger RNA from Podarcis lilfordi (Lilford's wall lizard), 14120 nucleotides. NCBI's taxonomy places the organism in Eukaryota, Metazoa, Chordata, Lepidosauria, Squamata, Lacertidae. The record is from the annotation of a GenBank genome assembly.
CACACCUGGCUGAACAGAAGGGAGGGAGACUGAUGUUGCCAGCGGCAACUGUCCCAGCCAGGAAGACCAUUGGGCCUGUUACUCGUAGGGAGGGAAAGCCAGUGGCUGGGGAUCCAGAGGCUGUGAGUUCAGAUCCCCACAUGUGCUUUUAAGAGAGCGUGACUGAGAGCCGGCAUGGGCUAGGACCUGGGAGACUGGGGUUCGAAUCCCCACUCAGCCAUGAAGCUCUCUGGGUGGCUUUGGGCCUAAUUUACCUCACAGGGUUGUUCUGAGGAUAAAAUGAGGAGGGAGGGGGGAACCUGGAGCUCCUUGGAUGAAAAAGUGGUACAUGAAUGUAAGAAAUCAUAUUAUUAUAAUAAUGCAGGGUGCAAGACUUGUCGUGCUUCACAGUUCCUCCCCGGGAUUAUUGGGAAGUGUAAUCUCUGAAGGCUCAGGUGGGAGGAAGUUUCUAGUCCCUAGUGUGAACAUGUGCCUGGGGGGCGGGUGGCAAGGCAGCGUAAAAACCUGCUCCUUCCCACAAACACGCAGCUGCAGCUGCCAAUGUGUAUUUUUCUUUCAACUGUUGGUAAUAACAUUGCAAGAUAAUUACGCCUUUCAAAUUAUGCCUUUUGCCAAAAGAAUAAACGCCCUUUCUGCUUUGAAAUCGGCGGAGCAGAGAGAAGCUGAGAACCAGCUGUAAGUUAGCUGUGUGGGGUAUUUUUUGGGGGGGAGGGACCUAUGGCCCUCCAAAUGUUGCUCAGAAAGGAAUGCGGCCCUCGAUUGCAGCAUGUAGUUCUCCUCCAUUCGUGGCACCUCGAUGCAUAGCUGUCAACUUACAGAUUUGAAAAUAAGGGACCAGCAGCCUUGAAAAUAAGGGACCAGCAGCCUUGAAAAUAAGGGACCAGCAGCCAAAAUAAGGGACCUGCAGCCUCACCUGUUCCAGGCACUCCAGUCUUCCUGUCCUCCUGCAGUCUGGUCAAACUCAUGCUGGUAGCUUCGAAAACACUGUCCAACCAACUUUGUAACCAGAGGUUCAACUGAAUAGAAUCUGAAUCACAUGCACCACAAGGCCUAUGCAGCCUCAACUUAAGAUGGCUCCCCGGCCUGGCUUUGCACUGCAAAGUUUGCAGCAGCACGUGCAACAAAAUGGCGUCCAGCAUUCAAAAACCUCUUCAGCUUGCAUUAACUAGCCACACACAAGGCAUGCAAGCUCCACCCUCCCAGUCGUUCUUAGACUUCUUAUUGGGUGAGCAACACAGCCAAGCAACACAGUUGGAGCCUCCCUCCUCCCUGGCCGGCAGGGAGGGAGGGAGAGGAGCUGCUUCCUUUGAAAUUUAAGGGACAUCAUUUAAGGGACAUUUAAGGGACAUCCAUCAAUAAGGGACCGCAGUGGGACAUGGCGCUAGAAUAAGGGACUGUCCCUUCAAAUAAGGGACACUUGACAGCUAUGCCUCGAUGGCAAACAGAAUUUAACGUGACUCAACCCUCACGGAUGACAAAGUAGCACACCACACAAAAAAAAAAUCAGCUUGUGUUUAAGACACGACAGAAGUUCUCUCUUUGUAGUCUGCACCACUGGGUGAAACCACCCGCUAUUUCCUCUUUCUGCCACCGGCCUGCCUCUCUCUUGCUUUCAUUCCAAGGAAACUGAACCCUCCCUGCAUUAAAGGCGCAGGAGGCCUCCUAAAAUUAAAAGCUGGCCACCUUCAGGCAGAACAUUGAUAAGGCCAAGAGAAUCCUAAUUUAGGCUCAAGCAAGAGUUGUUAAUGGGACGCAGGUGGUGCUGUGGGUUAAACCACAGAGCCUAGGACUUGCCGAUCCGAAGGUCGGCGGUUCGAAUCCCCGCGACGGGGUGAGCUCCUGUUGCUCGGUCCCUCCUCCUGCCAACCUAGCAGUUCAAAAGCACGUCAAAGUGCAAGUAGAUAAAUAGGUACCGCUCCGGCGGGAAGGUAAAUGGCAUUUCUGUGCGCUGCUCUGGUUCGCCAGAAGCAGCUUAGUCAUGCUGGCCACAUGACCCAGAAGCUGUACGCCGGCUCCUUCGGCCAAUAAAGCGAGAUGAGCGCUGCAACCCCAGAGUCAGCCACAACUGAACCUAAUGGUCAGGGGUCCCUUUACCUAUCUUUCCAUAGUUAUUUCUUUCUUUCCCCUUUUCUCUCCCUUUCUCUUUUUUCCUGGUCUCUCCAUUUCUUGCCUUGUCUUCUUUCUGAAUUUCUUCUUUUUUUAGACCAAGUAGCUGUCUUAGUAUAUUGUAAAAAAUAUGCUUUCUGAUGGGUAUGUAUUUUUGAAGAUCUAUGAAUAAGCCUCAGUAAAUAAAGUUAAUUUAAAAGCGGGAAAGGGGGGAAAAGAAAAGAAAAAGAGUUGUUCACAACCCGAGGAGAAGAUGGCUGGAUGCCAGCAGUCCCUCAGGACAUAUCCUGGCAACGAGAUCAUGUUCCUGCUUUUACCAGCUUCAAUCUCUGGGGACCCCCCAUGAAACUGCAUAAGAGGGAGAUGCUAUACCAGUUCCCUGCUUCACCACUCAAGCUUGCCAUACACAUUCUCAUCCGGUGAGUUGCUUUUAGCUCCUUUUAAACGGCUAUGCAUCCUUAAUUUCACAUCCAUCUGUACUUAUCAACUGGCUUGCUUUUCCUCUCUGUGAUGCUUUCUAGAUUGUUUCCGCUGCCGCCUCAGCCUUCCCCAAACUCCUUCCCCCAGCGGCUCUUUUAGUUAUGCUAGCUCGAACUGAGCCUCCUUGUGCAAGGGCAGUCUAUCACAGAAUGCCUGCUUCUGGGGGAUGAACAGCAGGGAAGGAGGGCUGCUGCCUUCAGGCCUCGCUUUAGGGGCUUCCGGGAUGCCCUCUGUUGGAAACAGGAUGCUGGGCAAAUCCUUGGUUUGAUCCAGAAAGGCAAUGUGCCAGUAAUUCGCAACCAAGACUUGAUUGGAGCCAGGCACUAUACCGGCCAGGCAGUAGGCAAAUUUAGGGGAUCACGGCCAGUUCGGUUGCGCUGGCUUCAGCACGGUUUUCUCAAAAACAAGUCAUGCCAGAUGGAUCUCAUAUUUGAUAGAAUUACAAGCUUGGUGGAUCAGGGGAAUGCUGUGGACAUUAUCGUAUCUUGAUUUCAGUAAGGCUUUUGACAAAGCCCCCCAUGAUAAUCUUGUGGAGAAGCUGGUCAAAUGUGGGCUGGACAUGGUAACUGUUAGGUGGAUUUGCAGCUGGUUGGCUGAGCGAACCCAAAGAGUGCUCACUAACGGUACCCCAUCACCCUGGGAAACUUAGGUUUGAUUUAGGUUUGAUGAGGCCCUCGGCUACUGAAGGUAAUGGGGCCCUUUAUAUGUCCAGCUGUCCUUUGUCAACAACAAAUUGUCGCUGUUUUUUGUGUUGGAUAUAUGCUAUACGGUAAUUUAUGGACCUAAUAGGUAUCUAAAGCCAUUUGCGCAUAACAAAAUAUGUAUUUUAUCAAAGUAAUUGAUAUAGAAAUGAGCAAACCAGUGAUAUUUUAGGGAGCAGGCUAGCAGGUGGGGCCCAUUCCUUACAUCAUAGGAGCCCACACAACACAAAACACAGUUGCUGAAUGUAGGUUUUAUUUUAUAUCUUAUAUUUUGGAAAUGUACAUCCAGGGUUUUUUCCAUUUAAUUUUUUGGGGGGGCGCCCAGGAGAGUGGGGCCCUAAGCUAUAGCUUGUUUAGCUUAUACGUAAAUCCGGCACUGCCCCCAGCCAACCAGCCCUCUUUUCCCAGCCGGAACUGGAGAUGGCAGAGAUCAAACUGGGAGCCUUCUGCACUCAAAGCAGGUCCUCUGCCAGGGAAUCACAGCCUUCUCCCCUCAUUUCUGGCUGGGAGCAAGCCCUUCCUGGAAGAAGAGGAGGCUUUUUCUCUCCAGAUGUCCACGCAGAUUCCAGAUGUGCAAGACACAUGAGCUGCUCAGAGGUCUCACACCCACACAACCCUGCAAGUUAAAAUGUCGAGCUCUGGAUUUUGCCCGUGGCUAUCAGAAGCUGGCAAAUCCCCAGCCUGCAAUCGCUAAGCCAGCCAACGCCUUUUCCACGUUACAACAUCUCUUUGUGAGUCAGAGUCCAGCUAAAUCAAUCCAGAUCCUUCAUUCGUCUUCGGGUUUUGGGAGAUGGACUCCAGAAGGAAACUGGGCUCCUGUUUCUUGACCUUUUGGAAAGAGCUCACUAACUCGUCUGGGGCUGCUAGGCGUAACGGUCCUAGAUUCCAGAGGCCGCUGUUGCCAAAUUUUCUCUCUGCCUCCUGUGCCUCUGAAGAGCAGAAUGAACAUGUGAACAGGCACAGAGCCUGACACAGAGAUAAUAAUAAUAAUAAUAAUAAUAAUAAUAAUAAUAAUAAUAAAUUUAUUAUUUAUACCCCGCCCAUCUGGUUGAGUUUCCCCAGCCACUCUGGGCGGCUCCCAAUCAAGUGUUAAAAACAGUACAGCGUUAAAUAUUAAAAACUUCCCUGAACAGGGCUGCCUUCAGAUGCCUUUUAAAGAUAGGAUAUCUGCUUAUUUCCUUCACCUCUGAAGGGAGGGCGUUCCACAGGGCGGGUGCCACUACCGAGAAGGCCCUCUGUCUGGUUCCCUGUAACCUCACUUCUCGCAAUGAGGGAAUCGCCAGGAGGCCCUCGGCGCUGGAUCUCAGUGUCCGGGUAGAACGAUGGGGAUGGAUACGCUCCUUCAGGUAUACAGGACCGAGGCCAUUUAGGGCUUUAAAGAUCAGCACCAACACUUUGAAUUGUGAUCGGAAACGUACUAGGAGCCAAUGCAGAUCUCUCAGAACCGGUGUUAUGUGGUCCCGGUGGCCACUCCCAGUCACCAGUCUAGCUGCCGCAUUCUGGAUUAAUUGCAGUUUCCGGGUCACCUUCAAAGGUAGCCCCACGUAGAGCACAUUGCAGUAGUCCAAGCGGGAGAUAACUAGAGCAUGCACCACUCUGGCGAGACAGUCCACGGGCAGAUAAAGUAAUGGGGGGGUGAGAAGUGUCCGCAGGUGACAUUUCUGGACUGUUGCUAAAAGGCACGGUCAGGGGAGGAGUGGGCAGCGAUCCUUGCAAGCAGGGGAUGUACAGUAACUCUGUCCAUGCUCCGGCGCACCGUUCUCCUGCAUCAUUUAUUAAUUGAUAUUUUAUUGAAACAUAAAUUCAAAUAUAAAGCAGUAAAGUGAUACAAAAAGAAGGGGGGAAAUCAAAACACAGAACUGUGUAAAGGGAAGGGGAAGCGUUAUAUGAAUAUAGACAAAAAUUUGAGAUUAUUAUCCCAAUACUAAUACAGUGGUACCUCGGGUUAAGUACUUAAUUCGUUCCGGAGGUCCGUACUUAACCUGAAACUGUUCUUAACCUGAAGCACCACUUUAGCUAAUGGGGCCUCCUGCUGCCGCCACACCGCCGGAGCCCGAUUUCUGUUCUUAUCCUGAAGCAAAGUUCUUAACCUGAAGCACUAUAUCUGGGUUAGUGGAGUCUGUAACCUGAAGCGUAUGUAACCUGAAGCGUAUGUAACCCGAGGUACCACUGUAGAAAUAUUAACAGCCUACUGCAUUUUCUAUACAUUCGUUCCAGAUAUUGCUGUGUUAACUAAGCAGUCUACGUCUGUAAGCAGUCUGUUCAUAGGUUGCAAGUGUUAUCAUAUGAUCGAUCCACUGAUUAAAGGAUAUAUAUUGUCUUCUAGUUCAUCAGUAUCAGCCUCUUGGCUACCAUGAGAGCGCGUAAAAUCCUUUUUUGUUGUCCAGUUAACUUCCAUACGGUAGGCAUAUACCUUCUCCGACAUGUUUUUAAGCUUCAAAUACAGCUGUAUCACCCACAGGCCUGUCAGCCUGGCGAUGAGUGACGCCGUACGGGGUGAAAAUCCCAGUAACUCUUACAACAAGGGUCUCCAUAAAACCUUUCAGCCCUUCGCUUGGUCGUGAGGCAGCGAGGGAAGUUCCUAUUCUUUUCUUCCCUCAAAAAGUCUCUAGAAAUCUAAAAGAGGAAGUUUCCUCUUUCACUUCCACUUCCUCUUUCAGAUCUUCAGGCUUCUUAGGGAACUCAAGAUUAAUUCAGCUGAGUCCUACUUUUGGGAACUGUGACGGGUGCAUUUUGUGGGUACUUUCUCUCUUCCUGUCUCACGGUAUGUUCAGCCCUCCAAGUGUCCCUAUUUCCCAGGGUCCACAGUCCCGGAAUUACAGAAGCCGCCCCGGUUUCUGAUCCGAUCCCAGAAUGUCCCACUUUUCCUUAGGACGUCCCUAUUUUCAUCGGAGAAAUGUAGGAGGGUAUGGAGUUAUGCGAGCCAAGGAGAUAAGUACCGUAUUUUUUGCUCUAUAAGACUCACUUUUUUCCUCCUAAAAAGUAAGGGGAAAUGUGUGUGCGUCUUAUGGAGCGAAUGCAGGCUGCGCAGCUAUCCCAGAAGCCAGAACAGCAAGAGGGAUUGCUGCUUUCACUGUGCAGUGAUCCCUCUUGCUGUUCUGGCUUCUGAGAUUCAGAAUUUUUCCCCCCUUGUUUUCCUCCUCCAAAAACUAGGUGCGUCUUGUGGUCUGGUGCGUCUUAUAGAGCGAAAAAUAUGGUAACUAUACAACCUUUAGAAGACAUCUGAAGGCAGCUCUGUACAGGGAAGUUUUUUUUUUUUAAGUUUGAUGUUUUAUUAUGUUUUUUAUAUAUGUUGGAAGCUGCCCACAGUGGUUGGCGCAACCCAGACAGAUAGGCAGGGUAUAAACAACAACAGCAGCAACAACAGCAACAGCGACGACAACAACAACAACAGAAUAGGACAUCCUAUUUUCAUCGGAGAAAUGUUGGGAGGGGGAAGUAGUGACCAGAAUUGGUGGCACUCACAUCACUCUUUCUAGAAUCCAAAUGUGCACCGUCACUAGAUAGAUAGAUAGAUAAUUUAUUACGGUCGGAGACCAACUUAUAAAACACACUUGGGGGUACAAGUCACAGAAGGAAAACACUGUCACUAAUCAAAAUAUCUACAUGGACUCCAGCUUACUUUCCAAGUUUGUGGGAGAUAACGGAUAUUUCUAUUUGUUAUUCUUUGAAUAAAGUAAUAAUUAAAAAUUAAAAUAGGCCCCAAAAGGUUGGCACCCCCUGCCUUAAAAGGCACAGGAACACCACACACACACACCCCGAGUCUGGAUGCUGGCAACCUUAAUCUUUAACACACCAUUCUCGGAUCUAUUUGCUAGCAUGAGCUCAUGCGGACGGUUGCAUCACCUUGAACAGGAUCCCAGCCCCACCUUGGUCACAGCUAACUGGAUUUGAAUUCAAGCUGCCUGAUUCACAGGUGGGUUCGGCCCUCUGGUGGCUUCAAUGCUUGGUUAACCACAAAGCAGCCGUUUCAAAAUUGUGUUUGUUUUAGAGUUUAUGUGAUUCGUUGUUCCUCUUGGCUGAUGAAGCGAAGGCUUGGCAGCAGAGAUCGAUGCCAGGGAGGCCAUGGGAACAGGUGGGAAACUUUGCCAGCUGAUGCGCGGAGCAUCAUGUGCCGAUGCUUUUUUUUAAUAUAUAAAUAAUUUUUAUUAUUUUCCAACACAAAUAUACAAUUCUAUCAAAUUUUCACAAAUUUGUUUCUUUUUAGACUUCCUACGGCUUCUCUGACAAUCAUCCAUAUUUACCUCUCAGUUUACGCAUUCCUCUGUUUAUAUUGCCAUUAAACUUCCCUCCCACUCCUAUUUCUUUUUAACAAUAUAUCUCAACUUUCACAGUGCUUCUUGAAAUCCCACCAGUGUUGUUUGCACAUCACAUGUUCUUUUCAGAUACUCAACAAAUUUCCCCCAGUCCUCGAUGAACUUUUGGUCUCGAAGAUAUCUAAUUUUCCCGGUUAAUCUGUCCAAUUCUGCAUAGUCAGUCAGCUUCAGUCUCCAUUCUUCAUGUGCCGAUGCUUAGAGCUGUAGAAUCUGUGGCCCACCAAACCGGCAGGUGGGGUGUAGUUUAGGGACAAAGCACCCCAGCAAAUAUUUCACAAGCGUCUGCUUAUGAAGAACAUACUGGCCUCGGCCCAGUGUACCUGAAGGAGCGUCUCCACCCCCAUUGUUCUACCCGGGCACUGAGGUCCAGCGCCGAGGGCCUUCUGGUGGUUCCCUUGCUGUGAGAAGCCAAGUUACAGGGAACCAGGCAGAGAACCUUCUCAGUAGUGGCGCCCUCCCUGUGGAACACCCUCCCACCAGAUGUCAAAGAGAAAAACAACUACCAGACUUUUAGAGGGCAUCUGAAGGCAACCCUGUUUAGGGAAGCUUUUAAUGUUUAAUAGGUUAUUGUAUUUUAAUAUUGUGUGGGAAGCCGCCCAGAGUGGCUGGGGAAAUCCAGCCAAAUGGGCGGGGUAUAAAUAAUAAAUUAUUAUUAUUAUUAUUAUUAUUAUUACAGUAUUACCUCGGGUUAAGUUGAGUAUGAUCAGCACUGACUCAGAUGUUUCAGCAUCCCUUCCCCAUCGGUUUUAUUUCCCCCAAACAUGUUCAUUCAUUUAUUUGUAAUUUCCGUAAACAUUGGGGUUCCCUCGGGGUCCACUGCUCUCUCCCUCAUGCGUGUGGGUGGCUCCCAAAAGCGGCACCAUCCACAGUUUUGAGGUGAUUAGCGAAGGAAAUCUGCCCUUUGGAUCCGCCGAGAUUUCCAGAAGCUAUUAGUUAAUUUGUUGUAAAGGUUAAUGAAUGGAGGAAACUGCCGGAGAGGGGAGCGGCUAAUCCACAGAGGGAGAGGUGAAUGCAUAUAUAUAUCCACUACAAUAAAUGCUUCAGGGGAAAGUGCUUCUGUUCAGGCUGCCAGCCACACCCUUUCCAAACAACUCCAUUACGCUACAGCCAGCCCCAACAUUCUGCAGCCAUUGGGCAUGCUCAGCCCUUAUUGGGCUCUGCUCGGUUCCUUUCUCUCUCCCUCCAAGCUUGCUGAUAUAUCCGCCUCAUUACUGAGGGAUGCCAUUCUGGCUGCGUAAGGAUCCGGGUUCAGAGAGCAAGUUCACUAUUCACUUAAAAGGCUUGGGGAUCCUAUUUCAGCCUAAGGGCCACCUUCCCUUUUGAGAAACCUCCCAGGGGCCACAUGCCAGUGGUGGGUGGGUGUCAAAAGUGGGCGGAGUGAUGGGUGUAAAUUUUCACUUUGGGCAGUAAGCUAGUUUCUACGCUCAUUUACAAAUCCCUCUCCCUAUUCUCCAUCCAGGGAAGCUAGUGGUGUUAUCAGAGGUCAAGGAUAUGGCCCAAGAGCCACAUUCCCUUCUGGGAAACAUUUUGGGGGCCACAGGCCAGUGGUGGGCGGGGCAACAAAUGUGACAAGGGCGAGCUAGCAAUAAAUCACACAGAGUAAGUGAAGGUAACUCUUUAUUCAAGGAAACCGGAUCUGCUAAAGAGUACCAGGCCUAGUAAGCACAGCAAUUCUUCUUUGGUAGGCAGUUACAGAGACUGAAGGCCCCCUCCUUCCCACAGCUGCCUAAGCCUUCUCCUUUCUCAGGUUUCCCCCAAGCAAUCUGAGACAGUGCCUGCGCAAAGCUAACUUCUUCUCCACCCUUUUCAUGCCUCUUCUGGUUCUGGGAGACCAGAGGAGAGGAGAGUUUGUUACAGCAGGAGAGGGAGACCAGCCUGACUCAUCUCUGCCUCUUGGCCUUCCUACUCUCCAGUGUCACAGUCCGGUUUACGGGUGGUCAAAGUCCUGGUGGAGGAUGUCGGGACCAGGGGCAAGGCGGCAGGGUGGGAGCAGGAACGAGAGUCCGGAAGCCAGGAGUCAGGAAGCCAAGGGUCAUAGACCCAGGAGUCAGGAAGCCAAGGGUCAGAGACCCAGGAGUCAGGAAGCCAAGGGUCAUAGACCCAGGAGUCAGGAAGCCAAGGGUCAUAGACCCAGGAGUCAGGAAGCCAAGGGUCAGAGACCCAGGAGUCAAGAAGCCAAGGGUCUGAGGGUCAGAAAAUCAGGAGUCAAGUAGCCAAAGCAGCAAAGCAGGAAGCGUGCUGCUGUGGCAAAGAGCCAAAGGGAAAUGCUGACCUUAUAUCCCUUCCCAGCUCUUGCCACCUGGUGCUGUGAGUUACCAAUCGGCCUCACCUGUGUGGCUGUGCCUUGCCUCUUCAGAACAAAAUUAGGAAAGCCCCAGUCCUGCGAAGCCCUAUGGGUCACAGGGCCUGGCUCCUGCACGCACUCCAGUUUUUGCUUCUGCCUCUGAUUCUGGACUCCUCUCUGCCACAAAUUCUUCCUGCUCACGAAACCCUGUUACCUCUUCAGCUUCCGAUACCUCCUCCUCCCAGUCUUCACCCUCUUCUCCCUCUGACCACUUGCACUGUCAUCCCACCACCCUUCUCUAGGCUCUGAACCUCCAUCCCUUGGGGGUCCUCCAGUCGAUGCCUCCCACCAUUCCUCUGCGUCCAACAAAAUGUAAAAAUUUGCCACUGUACAGUCGGCUAGCUUCCACACACACACAAACGCUCACAUAUCCCUCUCUGUUCUCCAUCCAUACAAGCAAAAGGCAUGGGCAGAGUUUAAGGGCACAUUCCCCGCAGGCAAAAAUACUCAAGGUGCGAAACAUAAGGGCCCAAUGAGGGGCGUGGUCUUGGGAGAGUCUUGUGGGCCAGAUAGAGAGGCCUGGCGGGUCGCAUGUGACCCAUGGGCCACAGGUUUCCCACCCCUAGCAUAUACAACGGAGUACAUCAUGUGAUUGGAAGGGAUGCGGGCGGCGCUGUGGGUUGAACCACAGAGCCUAGGGCUUGCCGAUCAGAAGGCCGGCAGUUCGAAUCCCCACAAUGGGGUGAGCUCCCGUGGCUCGGUCCCUGCUCCUGCCAACCUAGCAGUUCGAAAGCACACCACUACAAGUAGAUAAAUAGGUACAGCUCUAGCGGGAAGGUAAACGGCAUUUCCGUGCACUGCUCUGGUUCGCCAGAAGCGGCUUAGUCAUGCUGGCCACAUGACCCGGAAGCUGUACGCCAGCUCCCUCGGCCAAUAAAGCGAGAUGAGCGCCGCAACCCCAGAGUCGGCCACGACUGGACCUAACGGUUAGGGGUCCCUUUACCUUUACAUCAUAUGAUCAGGGCUGCCUCGCCUGCCAACUUGAAUGCUACGAGCUGCAGAUCUAAAGUGCUGGGAGUGGGAAGCGUCGAGAACGCGCUGGUGCCGGGUGUGUUCGCCCAGGGCUGGCCAGCCGUUCCCAGGGAAAUCCCUACUUGUGCUAAUGGAGCUCUUAUCAGCUUGUUUCCACCCUCCUUAAUUGCAGAGUUGUUCGCUGCUGCUUCUAAUGUGCGCUUGCUUGCAAGAUCUCUUUUUAUGUAUACUUUCUGCUUUGCAGGAUGAGCUUCCCAAGCUUGCACCCAGGGCGAAUGCUGUAUAAUCAAAGGCUUUAUGGCCUGAGCUGCCCCACAGGUUCAAAUCAAGAAACCAAGGGCCCUUCUCCCAUUCCUGGGUUGGCCUCCAACAUUUCUCUGGUAAAAAUAGGGAUGUUGUAAGGAAAAGCAAGGACACGGGUGGCACUGUGGGUUAAACCACAGCGCCUAGGACUUGCCGAUCAGAAGGUCGGCAGUUCGAAUCCCCGCGACGGGGUGAGCACCCUUUGCUUGGUCCCAGAUCCUGCCAACCUAGCAGUUUGAAAGCACGUCAAAGUGCAAGUAGAUAAAUAGGUACCAGUCCGGCGGGAAGGUAAACGGCAUUUCCGUGUGCUGCUCUGGUUCGCCAGAAGCGGCUUAGUCAUGCUGGCCACAUGACCCGGAAGCUGUACGCCAGCUCCCUCGGCCAGUAAAGCGAGAUGAGCGCCGCAACCCCAGAGUCGGCCACAACUGGACCUAGUGGUCAGGGGUCCCUUUACCUUUACGGGGGAAAAGGACAUUGGGGGAUCAAAUUAGAAACAGGGAUAGCUUCUGUAAAUCCAGGACCAUCCCUGGAAAAUAGGGACACUUGGAGGGUCUGGAUCAGGCUCUUCGUAUGUUCUUAACUGUGUGCUCCUUCAGGGGGAAAGGCAGGAUAUAAAUUUAAUGAACAAAUGAACAAAUCCCGCCAUACAGUUCACUUCCCUGUUUUCUCCUUUUCAGAUCCUGCCUGGCCGAUGGACAUGGAGACGCCCCUGGAGAAAGCCCUGGCGACGCUUGUGUACACCUUCCACAAAUAUUCAGGGAAAGAAGGGGAUAAGUUCACUCUGAGCAAGGGAGAGCUGAAGGAGCUGGUGAAGAAGGAGUUGGCACUUGGAGAGGUCAGUGCCCCAGCGGAUCGGGUGAGGGGGGGAAUAGUGGCCCCAAAACACAACGUGAGGUUGGGGAAACCAGCGUUCCACCUUCAAGAUGUGCAUCUUCCAUCAGGACCACGGCUGAGUGGCAGAGCAUCUGCCUUGCAUGCAGAAGGUCCCGGGUUCGAGUCCUGACAUCUCCUGGUAGGACUGGGAAAGACUCCCAGUUUGAAACCCUGGAGAGCCACGGACAGUCAGUGGCGAGGGGCUGACCUUGAUACACAACCUUGAUACACACAGGAGGUGCAGCAAGUCAAAAUGUGGGGCUUGCGCAUGGGAUAAACAGUGGGGAGUUUGGAGUUUGGAUAAGUCUUUCCUUCCUUCCCCCAUCUUUCCCUUAUUCACUUUAUGCCUUAGUUUCCUUCCAGGUGACUGACUUUCCUUUUAAAAAAAAGUUUAAACUUUAUUUAACAUAAUUAUUACAAAAUACAUACAAAUACAGUGGUACCUCGGGUUACAUAUGCUUCAGGUUACAUACGCUUCAGGUUACAUACACUUCAGGUUACAGACUCUCUUAACCCAGAAAUAGUACCUCGGGUUAAGAACUUUGCUUCAGGAUAAGAACAGAAAUUGUGCUCCAGCGGCGCAGCAGCAGCAGGAGGCCCCAUUAGCUAAAGUGGUGCUUCAGGUUAGGAACAAUUUCAGGUUAAGAAUGGACCUCCGGAACAAAGUAAGUACUUAACCCGAGGUACCACUGUACGUACAUAUAUUUUUCAGAUAAGCACACAUAUAUAAAAAAAGAACAAAAAAGAAAAAAGGAAGAAAAGAAAAAGAAAAAAUAAGAAAAAUUGGAAGAAGAAAAAAUGGAAGAAUUUCUUCCAAAUUUAUUCUAUAAAUAUCUCAGUAAUCCUUCCUUUCUUCUUUCAGGGCAAUAUCCCAUCUCAGUCUUAAAGUAAACCCAUUAAAAGGAAUGAGCAUGAUGUAAUAUAGUUCAGUGAAUGGCAAUGGAUCUAACUCUGAGUACAGCUUAGGCCCUAUUCACGCCAUAUAUUUAAAGCACUAUGAUACCUCUUUAAACAGUCAUGGCUUCCCCCAAAUAAUUCUGGGAGCUGCGGUUUGUUAAAGGCGCCUACAGUUGUUAGGAAGCCCCAAUUCCCCUACAACUUCCAGAGUGGUUUAACAACCAAUCCUGCUUCCCAGGAACUCUGGGAAGUGGAGCUCUGUAGCGGGAAAUAGCCGGCGUCUGAUAACAACUCUCAGCACCCUUAACAAACUACAGCUCCCAUAAUUCUUUGCGGGAAGUCAUGACAAUUUAAAGUAUUAAAGGUAAAGGGACUGCUGACCAUUAGGUCCAGUCGUGGCCAACUCUGGGGUUGCGGCGCUCAUCUCGCUUUACUGGCCGAGGGAGCCGCCGUACAGCUUCCAGGUCAUGUGGCCAGCAUGUCUAAGCCGCUUCUAGAGAACCAGAGCAGCGCACGGAAACACCGUUUACCUUCCCGCCAGAGCGGUACCUAUUUAUCUAUUUGCACUGGUGUGCUUUCGAACUGCUAGGUUGGCAGGAGCAGGGACCGAGCAACGGGAGCUCACCCCGUCGCGGGGAUUCGAACCGCCGACCUUCUGAUCGGCAAGUCCUAGGCUCUGCGGUUUAACCCACAGUGCCACCCACAUCCCAUUUAAAGUAUUGGAGAGCUUUAAAUGUAUCACGUGAAUACAGCCUCGGUUGGAUGCAACCUGUAAGUUUUGAAAGAGAGUUAAAUUUGUGAGGGGGGUUCAGUGCCCCCCAUAAUCAGACAUGUACCCCAAUCUCUCCCCUCUCUCUUUCCUUUGCCCCCCUUUCCCUCGCAGAAGAUGAAGGCAGGCGGAAUUGACAAGCUGAUGGGGACCCUGGACAAGAACAAGGAUGAUGAGAUUGACUUCAAGGAGUACACGGGCUUCCUGACGGCCCUCUGCAUGACCUACAACGAUUUCUUCCAGCAGGAUUCAAAAUAAGGGAGAGGGUGGGGUAAAUCUCCAGCAGUCGGUGCCCUGCGUCACCCAGAGCCCAUGUGGCAACUUUAAAUAAAGGUCUCGACCUCCAGAAACUGGUUCAA